This is a messenger RNA of Acipenser ruthenus (sterlet), 1710 nucleotides long. Its product is annotated as inositol 1,4,5-trisphosphate receptor-interacting protein-like. NCBI's taxonomy places the organism in Eukaryota, Metazoa, Chordata, Actinopteri, Acipenseriformes, Acipenseridae. The transcript has 2 exons. The record is from RefSeq and is a predicted model, not a curated record. The coding region runs from base 169 to 1359 and encodes 396 amino acids.
AUAACCGUAUUUGCCUGUCAGGUACAGGUAUACAGGUGUGCAGACUGGUGUUUCCUCUCACAGACACUUCCUUACCCUCGGACAAGCAGAGUUCUCCGUUUCAGGCGGGUGGAAACUGGAUUUGUUUGAAAUCUACGAAAAGAGACAAACGCAGAAAAACAAAACAAAAUGUCCACUCCGCAGUUGCUUGAAGAUCUCUACACGAGGAAGGUGACGUUCUCAGAUUCAGAGUUGCUCCGGUACAGAGAGUUUGCAGAACAGGUGGUCCGCACUCUCCUGCAAGAGGUUCAGAUACACCGGCGGGACGGAGACCCGGCGAUCGGGAGAGAGCCCAUCGGCACCGGGAGCUCCUUCGAGGGCGUGAAGGUGAAGCCAGAGCUGGAGUUUGACUUCAUGGUGCCGAUCCAGACCAACGUGCAACAGAUCGUUUUCUGCGACACUGAUCCGCACGUUCCCAGCCGCUUCGGGAUUGUCAAGACUGGAUCUCAACAAAAGUUUCAAUUACAAUCUAAAUCCACCUGGAAGAAGGAUGAAUAUUUCGAAAUCAAGUUCUGCACAGAUGCUCGUGGUUACGGGUUUCUGCUGUCGGCUGACAAGAUCCGGAAGUGGUUCCAGUCUCUAUCUGACCGCACCCUGUCAGCACUCGAAAAGCGUUUCCCUGGAUCCACCUUCAGGUUCCAGCAGCACGAUCCUGCCAGGAACCUUCUCGUGACCAAGGAUGGGAAGGAGCUGAACAUCGACAUUGUGCCGGCUAUCAAGAAUAAGAAGGAGCUGAACAUCGACAUCGUGCCGGCUAUCGCGUAUGAGAACACCUUCCUCGUCGCAAAGCAGUGCUCCAGUGAGAUCAACCUUCCAAAUGAGGCCACAUGGAGGCUGUCCUUCUCCACCAGCGAGAGGGACUUUUUUAAGGAAAUGAAGCGUGUCUUGCCCUCUAAUUCCUGCCACCUCAAGUGCCUGCAGAUCCUCAAGUACCUCAGAGAGAACGACAGUAAGCUCCGUCCCUCAUCCCACUUCACCCACGGGCUUCGCUCCUACUACCUGAAGACCGCUCUCUUCCACUUGGUUAUGAAGUCCUCUCCCCAGGCCUGGGCUGCCGGCUGCCUGGAACAGCGGCUCAGAGAGAUGAUCGAAUACCUGAUUGACAGACUGGGUGAAGACAGGAUCCCGCACAUCUUCCUGGGGAACAAGCGCCAUCUGGAGAAUCCGCAAUGGCACCUGGGCGUCCCUGUGAAGUUCUUCCACCACACCGAAGCAAACCUGCUGGAGUACGUCAGCAAAACCACUAUGGAGCAGGCCAGGCUGAGGCUGAUUGAAAUCAGUAAUAACCUCGAUGAGAUCCUCCGCCAACAUCUGAAAUAAUAUCUGAAUGAGAGCCAGUCCUGGUGCGUGGUAGCAUGACGUGAACCAGCCCCACUUAUAUGCAAUGACUAGUCCUUAAUUUACCUGCGAUGAUAGUCAGUAAUAAAUGAUACCUAAUAAUGCAAUAAAUGUUACCCAUUGUAGCGAAUAAAUGUGUACCCUCCUCUUCCUUGACUGUAGUGUGAAUUACUGUGUAACGGGAUCGUUGUUCUGAUAAAGCCUGGAUAGAUAGUUGGUUUAUGUUUUCCUGUAAUAUACUAUUGCUGAAUUGUAUCAGUUUCUGUUUGACAGGCUUUCCUUUGAAAAGGAAGCCACAGUCUCAAUGGGAAUCACUUAAAUAAAUAAACUAAG